UCUUCGCAGAGGCGACUCCGAAGGGCCAGCUUGAACUUGAAGUCGAAGGGGAAAAUGAAGUGGUGCAAUCCUGGAACUUGCAGGGCCGAACUGGAGAUUGAGGAGCAUUCUGUUGUCUGUCUCCAAAGCUCAGCAGGUUUCCGCAAAGGUUGCAAGUACAUUGGUUCUGGUCUCGUAGGAGCAGCUCCACACGAUGGCGGCGGCGGGCGUGAAAAGCCUGGCGGCUGCCAAUCUGCUGUCCUCAACUGCUCUCAACAGCAGUGCGCAGCUUUCUUCCUCUUCACAUCUGGCAUGCCCCCUGCUCCCCUUGACCAAAAAAUGUAGUCCCAAGGUCCAUAGAAGACGACAACUCCGAAGCAGGGCUACCAUUGCAGACCCAGACUUGAUAGGCAGAAUAAAGGACACCCCUUUGCGGGAAAUGACAUUGAACGACCAUCAGCAAAGCAAUGGGGCAAUGUCAAAGCCGAAGGAUUGGGCUCCGGACAGCUGGAGGAGCUUCAAUGCACGGCAGCAGCCAGAGUACCCCGAUCAGGCAAAGCUUGCUGAUGUGGUGGAAACGCUGGAGCGCUACCCCCCCCUUGUGUUUGCGGGGGAGGCCCGUGCCCUAGAGGAGAAGCUGGCGCAGGCUGCCCUGGGGAAGGCGUUUGUGCUCCAGGGGGGGGACUGUGCGGAGAGCUUCAAGGAGUUCCAUGCAAAUAACAUCAGGGACACAUUCAGGGUUAUUCUGCAAAUGAGCGUGGUGCUCAUGUACGGAGGCGCACUGCCAGUGGUCAAGAUUGGCCGAAUGGCGGGCCAGUUUGCAAAGCCCCGGAGCGCAAACAUGGAGGAAGUAGACGGCCAGUCGCUUCCAAGCUACAGAGGGGACAUCAUCAACGGGGAUGCUUUCACAGAGGAGGCCCGCGUUCCUGACCCGGCACGGCUUGUUUCGGCUUACAACCAAUCGGCUGCCACGCUCAACCUGUUGCGGGGCUUCGCUUCCGGAGGCUACGCCGCAAUGCAGCGGGUGACGCAGUGGAACUUGGACUUCAUGAACGCUAGCGAGCAAGGCCACCGUUACCGCGCGCUAGCAACCCUGAUCGAUGAGAGCUUGGGCUUCAUGAGCGCGUGCGGCCUUGGCCCCGACCACCCCGUCAUGCGAACCACUGACUUCUACACCAGCCACGAGUGCUUGCUUCUGGACUACGAGCAGGCACUCACGCGGCAGGACAGCACGACCGGCCUCUGGUACGACUGCUCUGCGCACAUGGUGUGGGUCGGUGAGCGGACCCGCCAGCUGGACGGCGCGCACCUUGAGUUCCUGCGGGGCGUUGGGAACCCGCUUGGUGUCAAGGUUAGCGACAAGAUGGACCCGCAGGAACUGGUCAAGGUGUGCCGCAUCCUCAACCCCGAGAACCGCCCCGGCCGCCUGACCGUCAUCGUGCGCAUGGGCGCCGAGAAGCUGCGCGAGAAGCUUCCCGCUCUCAUCUCAGCCGUCCAAAAUGAGGAGAUUAUCGUCACGUGGGUCUCGGACCCGAUGCACGGGAACACGGUCAAGACGCCCAACGGGUUCAAGACGCGGCCGUUCGAGGCGAUUCGCAGCGAGCUGCGCGCGUUCUUCGACGUGCACGCGGAGAUGGGCAGCCACGCGGGGGGAGUGCACCUAGAAAUGACGGGCCAGGACGUAACGGAGUGCAUCGGCGGCGCCAAGCAGCUGUCUCACGAGGACCUAGCCAGCCGCUACCACACGCACUGCGACCCCCGGCUGAAUGCCAGCCAAGCCCUGGAGCUUGCCUUCCUCAUUGGGGAGAGGUUGCGGAAGGAACGGAAAGGAAGCCUUAACGAGACUGUCGAUGCAGUUGCAGAGACACUCGGCGGGCCGUAGGUUUUUGGUAGUGAGUACUGUGUAAAAUGAGCGUGUCUGGGCGGGUUUUGUCGCGAGUCAAGCUACGAGGAUAAAUGUAACGGCGACUCUUGGUUGUUCAGAACCACUAAAUUGAUGCUGACGUGAUGAUUCCGCAAUAGUCGUCGAGUUGAAGGUGAUAUCUCCUCUGCAUAGGGUUUAAAAGUUCACCGUACUGAAUAUCAUAUCUAUCUCUAUAUCAAUGAAUACACGAGCUUCUCUCACCCCUCUGGAUAUUCUCUGGAUAUUGCACUUACUGGAA
Klebsormidium nitens is the source of this 2141-nucleotide messenger RNA. NCBI's taxonomy places the organism in Eukaryota, Viridiplantae, Streptophyta, Klebsormidiophyceae, Klebsormidiales, Klebsormidiaceae. The record is from the annotation of a GenBank genome assembly.